AUGGUUACACCUGUAAAAUAUGGAGAAACAUCGUGGCAGCUAUCUGUGCAGGUGGAUCAAAAGGAAGGUGACGAGUCCAUGAAAUUUAAGAUGAGGGUGAUGGGAGACUUGCACAUCGGUGGCCUCAUGCUUAAGCUGGUGGAGAAAAUCAAGGCUCCUCAGGACUGGUCGGACCAUGCUUUGUGGUGGGAACAGAGGAAAUGCUGGCUGCUCAGGACCCACUGGACCUUGGACAAGUAUGGGAUUCAGGCUGAUGCUGAGCUGCGCUACACACCCCAGCAUAAACCACUGCUACUGCAGCUUCCCAAUAUGAAAACCAUCCAAAUGACCGUCAGCUUCUCCAAUGUGGUCUUCAAGACGGUGACAGACAUCUGCAGAAUACUCAACAUUAGAAGACCAGAAGAACUGUCACUGCUGAAGCCUCCGGAUGAUGCCUCCAAAAAGAAGAAGAAGAAAGAUAAGGACUCAGAGCAGGAGGAGAUUUGGGACAUAGAUUUACUCAGUGGGGGACCAAGUGGAACAGGCCCCAUGUAUAGCAAGACCAUGAAAGCAACCUAUGACCCAGAGAAUGGGAUGCCAAUGUCUGCCACCAGCGUUUGGUUUGGAGAAAACCCUCUUGCAGAAUCUCAGGCAAAUUUGCCACCUACCGAGCUGGCCAAGAUGUAUCAGCCGUUGUCACUGGUGGACAAAGCAGUCAACAAUGCAGGGUGGUUGGACUCAUCCCGUUCACUUAUGGAGCAAGACAUUCAAGAUUAUGAGAAGCUACUGCUGCGCUUCAAGUACAAUGUCUUCUUUGACAUCAAUCCUAAGUAUGAUGGCGUCAGGAUAACCCAGCUAUAUGAGCAGGCCCGCUGGUCAAUCCUGCUGGAAGAGAUAGACUGCACUGAAGAGGAAAUGCUGAUGUUUGCAUCUUUACAGUAUCACAUUUGUAAACUGACCAUGUCCACUGAACCUCUGGACAACUCUAAUGAACCAGAAAUUGAUGAAGUAGAGGCAGCCCUAUCCAACCUGGAGGUGACACUCGAGGCCGGGCACACAGACAAAAUUCUGGAAGACAUUACAGACAUCCCAGAGCUGGCAAAUUCCCUCCGACUGUUUAGGCCAAAAAGACUGACGCUGCGCGCAUACAAAGAGUACUGGUUUGUAUUUAAGGACACCACCAUCUCUUACUACAAGAACAAGGAGGCCUCCAGUGGAGAACCAAUAGAGCAGUUUCACCUCCGAGGCUGUGAGGUGGUCCCUGAUGUCAAUGUCACUGAAAAGAAGUUCGGCAUCAAGCUUCUGCUGCCAGUGGCUGAUGGAAUGAAUGAGGUGUACAUCCGAUGUGACAAUGAAACCCAGUACGCUAAGUGGAAAGCUGCAUGUGUCCUCGCUUCCAAAGGCAAGACAAUGGCGUACAGCUCUUACAAAACAGAAGUGAAGCAUAUUCAAUCUUUUCUGCAAAUGAAGAACCUGGCGCCCCCUCCUGGUCAAGCCGCUCCUGACGUCGAAGCAAUGGAUAUGAACGCCGAGUGUUUUGUUUCUCCACGAUACGCCAAGAAACACAAGACCAAACAGCUGACCGCACGUAUCCUCGAGGCACACCAAAACAUAGAACGGUUGUCUCUGGUGGAGGCCAAGAUGCGCUUUAUCCAAGCAUGGCAAUCACUCCCAGAGUUUGGUAUCAAAUACUACAUUGUCAGAUUCAAAGGGAGUAAGAAGGAUGAAAUUCUUGGGAUUUCAUAUAACCGCAUGAUUCGUAUUGACAUGUCCACUGGGCUGCCUGUCACCACAUGGAGAUUCGCCAACAUGAAGCAGUGGAAUGUCAACUGGGAGAUAAGACAGGUGACCAUAGAAUUUGAUCAAAAUGUGACAAUAGCCUUCUCCUGCGUGAGCUGUGACUGCAAGGUAGUCCACGAGUUCAUCGGUGGUUACAUCUUCCUCUCCACGCGAUCUAAAGACCAGAAUGAAACACUAGAUGAAGAACUGUUCCAUAGACUUACCGGAGGCCAAGAAUGA
This is a messenger RNA of Pelmatolapia mariae (spotted tilapia), 1998 nucleotides long. RefSeq names its product FERM domain containing kindlin 1 (gene fermt1). Gene Ontology annotation, molecular function: integrin binding. The coding region runs from base 1 to 1998 and encodes 665 amino acids. Gene Ontology annotation, cellular component: focal adhesion. The transcript has 15 exons. The record is from RefSeq and is a predicted model, not a curated record. Lineage: Eukaryota; Metazoa; Chordata; Actinopteri; Cichliformes; Cichlidae. Gene Ontology annotation, biological process: cell-matrix adhesion; integrin-mediated signaling pathway.